Molecule: messenger RNA, 1595 nt
Organism: Engraulis encrasicolus (European anchovy)
Lineage: Eukaryota; Metazoa; Chordata; Actinopteri; Clupeiformes; Engraulidae
Product: claudin-17-like
Exons: 2
Coding region: 107-823 (238 amino acids)
Source: RefSeq, a predicted model, not a curated record
UACUUUCAGUAAUGAAAUUGCAAUGUCAGUGUCACUCCCUCUAUCAAAGGAGUGUCGCUAGAUGGCAUUUUAGCAGCCAAGAUAACUGCAGUAGAAGCACAAUAGCAUGCAGCAUAACUGGUUUCCAUUUGCCUAUUGUAACUGGCUACAUUCUUGUAAAUACUCCUCCCUACACAAUCUCUUCAGUGAGCAGAGUGUGUUUGAGUCAACACAAAGGAGUUGUGGCGUUGAGUUGAGAUUCGAUGGGCUGGCUUUGAUACGUCCGACCACCAUGAGGGACAAACUGGACAUACUGGCCCUGGUGUUGGGCACUCUGGGGUUCAUCUGCCUGGCAUACAGUGUACUCUUUCCAAGGUGGUAUGUUGGUGACUCUUCCGGGGUGGGUCCGUGGAUGCAUUGCGAUUGGGCCGCGGGGCUACGGUGUGGGAUGCACGUCGGCAUCUUCCUGGGAAUCUUCAUCUUACUGUGGAUCGCCCUCAGUGCUCUCUUGAUCUCCGGCUUCGCUAUGUGUGGCACCAACUGCUGUGGCACCAGCUGCUGUCACGACAAUGCCCAAAAGAAGCUGUUUGCAGCUGGCUGCUUGUACCUGAUAUCCUGCCUGGUGACGCUGGGACCGGUCACCUGGGUCACAUGGAUCCUGGCUCCUAGGCCCAGUGUCAUUGGAGAGUGCCUGUACCUGGCCUGGGUGUCUGUGGGGCUCCUGAUGGCAGCUGGGGUGCUGCAACUGCACCGCUACUCCCCCUGCAGACGGAAAGAGGAAGUGACACACAACUGCACCCCACCUCUGGACCACAAGGAUGAGGUGGAGAGCAACCUUUUAUGACUUUAACACCAAAGACAGUGACAAAAUGUCUAGAGAGAGACAGCGCGUGACUAGGGCAUAAGAAGGUAAAUAUAUUACUUUAUUCAUUUAAUUUACCCAUAUAAAUGAUUUAUUAAAAAUUUACUUGGGCCAUUAUUUUCUACCCUUGUUCAUGUGCUCUCAUGUUACGUAAACAUAGGCCUAACUACAUGGGCCUACUGUACUUUCUUGACUGAUUUAACUUGUUUGUAUGUUGUCAUUUUACAUGCAUGUACUGUACUUUCUUGACUGAUUUAACCUACUUUUUAAACAAGCAACCGUUCAUCUAUCAUGUAUCUGUCUGGUUUGGUGGAUCACAGGCAGUGUUUAUUUAACCUGCUGCUAACUGGUGGCAUGGUUUCUUUAGGCUACAUCAUGUUCGGAACAUUUACUUUAAAUAUAAUCCUAAAAUGGUUGUAGGCCGACUGUGUCAUCAGGUGUCUGCUGAUCUUCAAUAACUCGAACAUUUACAUUCACAAUGGUACUAUUACUAUGUCAGAAUUGUGACACUAGGACAUUAUUGAAAAUGCACAACAAAUACCUUUCUAUAUGUUCUCUGUAUGUCUUUUGUUGUCCAGUCUUGCACAUUAAAUGUCUGUACGUGUAUUGUAUGGGUACUGAAUGUGUACGAUCUACGUCUAUACUGUCUACCGGUAUGUAUACCACCAAAAGUAUGUCUAUGUCUUCAUGUGAAAGUAAGAAACGUAAUUUCAAUUCUUUGUAUGACCAGUGCAUGUAAAGAAAUUAACAAUAA